AUGUUGGAGCUGCACACCUUGGCAAUGGCCGUGCUCGUGGCACUGGCAGGCUUCGUGGCCGCUCAGUCGGGUCAAUGGGAUGAUCUGCUCGACGAUCUCGCCGGCACCUGGAGCACGGGUAGCGGCGCAGUACGCACUGGCCCCGGCUUCUGGAACCCGCGCACGCAGCAGUUCACCGUGCCGCGCUCGGCAGGCCGCUCCUACAGCUUCACCAAGGACGGCUUCUGGGAAGAAGCCAUCUUCCAAUGGUCCAACGAUCCUACGGACCCGCACUGUGUCACCGCAACGCUGCUCUGGCAGCACGGCAACUUUACGCUGCUACCCAACAACGGCACGCUGCGCAUGGACCCGUUCUGGGGCGACGGCUUCCAGAGCCAGUGGAUCGGCUGCGACACCACCGCGUCUGCCAACGACAACAACACGCUCGCACCCGUCGCCAGCUACAACCAAAUCGAGUUCUACCAGACACCCGCCAUCAGCGUUGAUGCGCACUACGGCGUGGCCAGCUGGAAGCUCGAGAUGGCCCAGCUCAGCGGCGAGCCACUCAACCCCAUGUGGAAGGUGCUCAACCCGCCCUCGAUGCUCCCCACUGACGUGCUCCACAUCAGGAGAUACGGCCUGGAGUGA
Messenger RNA from Moesziomyces antarcticus, 627 nucleotides. RefSeq lists its product as uncharacterized. Gene Ontology annotation, cellular component: endoplasmic reticulum membrane; endoplasmic reticulum. Lineage: Eukaryota; Fungi; Basidiomycota; Ustilaginomycetes; Ustilaginales; Ustilaginaceae. Gene Ontology annotation, biological process: 'de novo' protein folding. The record is from RefSeq and is a predicted model, not a curated record. The coding region runs from base 1 to 627 and encodes 208 amino acids. The transcript is spliced from 5 exons.